Messenger RNA from Volvox carteri f. nagariensis, 813 nucleotides. RefSeq lists its product as uncharacterized. Bases 400 to 714 code for a protein of 104 amino acids. The transcript has 2 exons. The record is from RefSeq and is a predicted model, not a curated record. NCBI's taxonomy places the organism in Eukaryota, Viridiplantae, Chlorophyta, Chlorophyceae, Chlamydomonadales, Volvocaceae.
CUUUGUCCUUAUAAAGUAGAUAUAGCAACGGCUCUAUAUUCAUUAUAGUCUGAGCUCUGCUUACACAGCUCCGCUGGUGUUAGAUUGCGAAGCUCAUGGAGAUUCUCGACAGGGAAAUACAGAAGGUCAAGUCGCAGAUAGAGGCGACGGAGGAUGAACAAACAGCAUGCAGGGAUAAAGAUAAGUUGGCUUACUUGCGCGAGAUGGAGCUCCAACUCCGCGAGAAGGUGCUCCAACUCCGCGAGAAGGAGCUUCAACUCCGCGAGGAGAUGCUCUUGCGUCUCAAGAUGCAGUUUAACGAGAAACAAGUCGGGUAUCGGUAUUCUCGAAGCCGGAAAAAGGGCGGGCCCCCCCUGCAUCCGUACAGGCCGGUAGCUAGCGCGGCACGUGUGACAAUUGAUGGGUAGUGUCAACGCGGUGGGAGUUGUGCUUUGUUGCAGCAGUGCUGAUGGUGUGGGAGCUAAGCCUGCACCGGCGGAAUCGUCAGCACCUCCUGCGGGCUCCACGCGAAUCGCAUCCAUCCCAUGGACAGUGCAGCAGACCGCAAGUCGGAAUGCCCGUGCGGGCAAAUGUAACGCAAGCUGGGUGAAGUUCGGUGCUGUCUGUGAUGUUUAUCGCCGAAGCGCCAGCGGCCUCAGCAAUCCGCCCCACAGCCGCGAGCUUCAUCGCGGCACACCACAAGUCUCCGGAGGCCCCGAGCAUUGGCUAAAGUAAAUGUACAAACGAGCAGCUUGCGUAUUUCAUAGAGAAAUGUAAGCAAAUUUGUCGGCCUGCUUGUGGCAAGUCGGAAUGCGUAACACAAGCUGGGUGUUC